UCAACUCCUUUCGCCGUUGCUUUCGUGCGCGGCUUUGCGCCCGAUGCGUUCGCGACGGGACGGUGCAAGAAUAUUUCUGUAGAAUCUCUCGCCACGGUUUGUGUGGUGGGUAUAUAUAUAUAGGUUACUCGUGUGCACGAGCAGACGAGGUGAUUAGCGCGGCGUUUUGGUUUAGGGAGAUAAACAUGCAGAGGUUAGUCUCGGUGGUGCUCGUGCUGAUUGCUUGUUCCGUGGCCGAGGCGGCUUUCGGCGCCGGCGAUAUCCGUGUCGACCUGACGCAUGUCGACGCCGGGAAGGAGUUGCCGAAGCAGGAGCUGAUCCGGCGCGCCAUGCAGCGGAGUAAGGCGAGGGCGGCGGCGCUGUCCGUGGUGAGGAACGGCGGUGGGUUUUACGGCAGGAGCGCGCAGCGGCGGCCUGCUGGCGUGCCGGUGCGCCCCUCCGGUGACCUCGAGUACGUGCUCGACCUCGCCGUCGGCACGCCGCCGCAGCCCAUCUCGGUGCUGCUGGACACCGGCAGCGACCUCAUCUGGACGCAGUGCGACACCUGCACGGCCUGCCUCAGGCAGCCCGACCCGCUGUUCUCCCCCGGGAUGUCGUCGUCGUACGAGCCCAUGCGGUGCACAGGCCAGCUCUGCGGCGACAUCCUGCACCACGGCUGCACGAGGCCAGACGCCUGCACCUACCGGUACAGCUACGGCGACGGGACGACGACGCUGGGGUACUACGCCACCGAGCGGUUCACCUUCACGUCGUCGUCCGGCGGGAGGCAGACCGUGCCGCUCGGGUUCGGCUGCGGCACGAUGAACGUCGGAAGCCUGAACAACGCCUCCGGCAUAGUCGGCUUCGGCCGCGACCCGCUGUCGCUCGUGUCGCAGCUCUCCAUCCGGCGAUUCUCCUACUGCCUCACGCCCUACGCCAGCAGCAAGAAGAGCACCCUCGUGUUCGGGUCCCUCGCCGACGACGGCCUCUUCGACGACGCCACGGGCCCCGUCCAGACCACGCCGCUCCUGCAGAGCCGCCAGAACCCGACCUUCUACUACGUCGCGUUCACCGGCGUGACGGUCGGCGCCAGGCGGCUGCGGAUACCGGCGUCGGCGUUCGCCCUCAGCUCCGACGGCUCGGGCGGGGUGAUCAUCGACUCCGGCACGGCGCUCACGCUGUUCCCGGCCGCGGUGCUCGCCGAGGUGGUGCGGACCUUCCGCUCGCAGCUUAGGCUGCCGUUCGCGAACGGCAGCAGCCCGGACGACGGCGUGUGCUUCGCGGCGCCGGUGACGGCCGGGAGGCUCGUCUCGCAGGUGGUGGUGCCGAGGAUGACGUUCCACUUCGAGGGCGCGGCCCUCGACCUGCCGCGGCAGAACUACGUCCUGGAGGACCACCGGAGGGGCCACCUGUGCAUCCUCCUCGCCGACUCCGGCGACGACGGCGCGACGAUCGGCAACUUCGUGCAGCAGGACAUGCGCGUGCUGUACGACCUUGAGCGGGAGACGUUGUCGUUCGCUCCCGUGGAGUGCUGAGAGCACACGUGUCAACUGAAAAUUACUGUAGUUAUUUUUUUUCCCUACUCACCCUUUUUUUCUGCGCCGUCCGAGAUGCAUCCAACGGGCAUCAAACGCCGAGUGGCUGACCUGUAACCUGCCCUGUUUCUAUCAAGAGCGACGAGCGCACAAACUCAUAACCGAAUCCCUUCAUGCACGUAUGAAUACAGGGGUUACCCAAGAAACUUUAAAUGCAAAUGCUUGAAUUCAAAUUCAAACAAUGAUUGUUAGACCAAUUACC
Molecule: messenger RNA, 1776 nt
Organism: Oryza brachyantha (malo sina)
Lineage: Eukaryota; Viridiplantae; Streptophyta; Magnoliopsida; Poales; Poaceae
Product: aspartic proteinase nepenthesin-1-like
Exons: 1
Coding region: 186-1514 (442 amino acids)
Biological process (GO): proteolysis
Cellular component (GO): extracellular region
Molecular function (GO): aspartic-type endopeptidase activity
Source: RefSeq, a predicted model, not a curated record